AGGCCUCCUACUCUCCCCAUCAGCGCACGGAUCAGGUUCGCAUUCCAGCGCCCCGACGCCUGUACCUGGGUCACCGGCCCCCCGCCUAGCUCGAGAGCGUCUCCCCGCCUAGGGGCGGACGUGCCCCGGCUCGGCGGCGGGAGAGCCUCCGCCCUCACAGGGUCGGGGGGGGAGGAGCCCACUCGAGUUCCGCCUCAGCAGCUAUGGCCGCGUAGAGUCUCCUCCGCGGUACUGCUCGGACAUGGGCCUGCCCCGGGCCGGCAGCCUGAGGCAGCGAGUCUCCGCCGCGAAACACAUCAAUAUUAGAGACAUUUAAAAGAACCCUACUAUCCUGAAAAGGACAUAAGUAACCAUACGUUAACAUGCCUGCUGUGGCUUCUGUACCUAAAGAACUCUAUCUCUGUACUUCAUUGAAAGAUCUUAACAAGAAGACAGAAAUAAAAGCUGAGAAGACUAGCACAAAAAAUUAUGUGCAAAGUGCCCUUAAGAUCUUCAAGGCAGCAGAGGAAUGCAGGUUGGACAGAGAUGAAGAAAAGGCUUAUGUUCUGUAUAUGAAAUACGUGACUGUGUAUGAUCUUAUUAAAAAAAGACCUGACUUCAAGCAACAACAGGAUUACUUUCUUUCUAUAUUGGGACCUACAAAUAUAAAAAAAGCUAUUGAAGAAGCUGAAAGACUCUCAGACAGUCUCAAACUUAGAUAUGAGGAAGCAGAAGUUCGGAAAAAGCUUGAAGAAAAAGAGAGAUUAGAAGAACAGCAGAAAAAGCAAGAAUUAAAAGAUGAUGGAAAGGCUUUAGCUAAAAAGUCUCCAGAAAAUGCAGUAGAUUCCAGAGGAAAAAACCAAAGGCUCAAUGGUGAGAAGAAGGGGUCAGUGGAAAGAAAAGAUCGAUUUGACAGCCUGAGUGGAGCAAUCACUGCUGAGAAACUGUUUUCAAUGAUGAUGGACAAAAGCAUCGAAUUGCUCAUAAUGGAUGCUCGAAGCUUGAAAGAUUAUCAGGAAUCCUGUAUACCAAAUUCCAUCAGUGUGCCAGAAGAAGCUAUCAGUCCAGGAGUCACUGCUAAUUGGAUUGAAGCUAAACUCCCAGAUAAUUCUAAAGGUCCAUGGAAGAGAAGGGGAAAUGCUGAUUAUGUUAUACUGCUUGACUGGUAUAGUUCUGCAAGAGAUUUAAAGCUAGGAACAACUCUACAGAGCCUGAAAGAAGCACUUUUUAAAUGGGAAAGUAAAACUAUACUGCGGAAUGAGCCUUUAAUCUUGGAAGGAGGUUAUGAGACUUGGCUUCUUUGUUAUCCCCAAUACACAACAAAUGCUAAAGUGACUCCACCCCCACGUGGCAAGAAUGAAACAGUAUCAGUCUCAUUAGAUUUUACUUAUCCCUCUCUGGAAGAGCCAGCUCCUUCUCCUCCACCACCUGUUGUCUGUGAAAAGCCCACUCCAGUAGAAGUGACAGAGAAUGAUGAAAUGGAAGAUAACCAAGUGGGGAAGAUAGGAUCACAUUACGCACCAACUCCAAGUGUGCCAGUUGCUGCUCUCCCUAGUAUCGAUGGUUCACCUAUAGUCCCCCCAAUAUCUGCUGUGAAAAGUGUCCCACAAAUUGAUCGUACUAAAAAGCCUUUAGCAAAAUUUCCUGAUGUUAAUAAUCCAAAAUCUGAAGUUACAACCCCUGAUAAACUUCCUAUUCAGAAUGGAAGAAUGGUUCCAGAUCGUUCCACAAAGCCAUCAUUUGAUGCAAAGAUCACUCUGACGGAAGAGGAGAAGAGCCGCAUACAUGCAGAAACAGCUUCCCUAUUAGAGAAGAGCAAACGGGAAAAAGAGUUGCGGGAAAGACAACAAGAGAAAGAAAGAGAGAAGCAGGAGCAAGAACAUAAAGCAAAAGAGGACCGGGAAGAAAAGGAACUCAGAGAAGACCUACAGCAAACAAAAGAAGAGCAAGAGAGAAGAGAACAGGAAGACCAAACAAGUAGGGACCAAAAAGAAAGACAGAAAGCAUGCAAAGAAGAAUUAGAAGAAAAAAGACAAAAGAAAACUGAAGAAACUACUACUGCAAAAAAACUUGAGCUUGAUAAAAUAUCCGCGGAAGAAAAAGAAAAGGGGACUCGAACACCAGAAAUGCAGAGGCGUGCAUUAGGAGAUGGAUCUCUGACAGGGGUGUCAGUCUCAAGCAAGUCCCAGCGGGAGCCAUUGAUGAGAGCACGAAGUGAAGAAAUGGGGAGGAUAGUACCAGGAUUGCCUACAGGCUGGGCAAAGUUUCUGGAUCCAAUCACUGGGACCUUUCGUUAUUACCACUCGCCAACAAAUACUGUUCAUAUGUAUCCCCCGGAAAUGGCUCCUUCAUCCACCCUUCCAUCCACUUCACCAACUCAUAAAGUCAAGCCACAGGUGACUGCUGAACGGGACAGAGAACACUCCAAACUGAAGCGAUCCUACUCUUCACCAGAUAUAACCCAAGCCAUUCAGGAGGAAGAGAAGAAAAAAAUUCCUGUAACUCCUGCAAUCAGUCGUGAAAAUAAACCAGUGUAUUACACUAAAGCUGAAAUCUCAAGGCUAUCUGCACAACAGAUUCGUAAUCUUAACCCUGUGUUUGGGGGAUCAGGACCAGCUCUCACAGGGCUUCGUAAUUUAGGGAACACUUGCUAUAUGAACUCCAUAUUGCAGUGUCUUUGCAAUGCCCCGCUUCUGGCUGAUUAUUUCAAUAGAAAUUUGUAUCAAGAGGACAUUAACAGGUUGAAUCUCUUGGGGCAUAAAGGGGAAGUGGCAGAAGAGUUUGGCAUCAUAAUGAAAGCAUUAUGGACAGGGCAAUACCGAUAUAUCAGUCCAAAAGAUUUUAAAAUUACAAUAGGAAAGAUCAAUGACCAGUUUUCAGGAUACAGCCAGCAAGACUCCCAGGAAUUGCUCCUGUUUUUAAUGGAUGGACUGCAUGAAGACCUAAAUAAGGUAAAUAAUGUUAAUAUUGAUGACUUCAAAGCAUCAGAAUUAGCCUGGCAUAAACACAAGCAGCUCAAUGAAUCUAUUAUUGUGGCACUUUUUCAAGGCCAGUUCAAAUCUACAGUGCAAUGUCUUACAUGUCACAAAAAGUCUCGAACAUUUGAGGCUUUCAUGUAUUUGUCAUUGCCACUUGCAUCCACUAGUAAAUGUACACUACAGGAAUGUCUUAGAUUAUUUUCCAAAGAGGAGAAACUUACAGAUAACAACAGAUUUUACUGUAGCCAUUGCAAAAUGCGAAGAGAUUCUUUGAAAAAAAUAGAGAUUUGGAAACUGCCACCUGUUCUUCUUGUGCAUUUGAAACGAUUUUCCUAUGAUGGAAGGUGGAAGCAAAAGCUUCAAACAUCUGUAGAUUUCCCUUUGGAAAGUCUUGACCUGUCACAAUAUGUUAUUGGUCUAAAGAGUAAUUUGAAGAGAUACAACCUAUUUUCAGUAUCCAAUCAUUAUGGAGGGUUGGAUGGAGGGCACUACACUGCUUACUGCAGAAAUGCUAUAAAACAGCGCUGGUAUAAGUUUGAUGAUCAUGAAGUGUCUGAGAUCUCCGCAUCCUCUGUGAAGUCUUCAGCAGCAUAUAUUCUCUUUUACACUUCCUUUGAACUACGGGCUGCAGAUAUAGCCACAUAAAGUGUUUUGAAUGAAGUAAAUUAAUUCUCUAUAAAUGCACAACACAGGUAUUGAAAUGCAUAUUAAUAUGCAAAGCAGUGACCGAUAUAUAGCCACUUAGUGUUAGGGCAAGGUUGCAGCAGCUUCUCUGCAAGAGGAUCUUUCUGGUCAGUGCUAUUGCUUAACUCAGAAGACUGAUUUAAUAAUGCUUUUGGUAAUAGUAACUUAUGUUACAAUUUGUUUCAAAACUAUAUUUUUAGUCUGCUCCAAAAUGAAAUUCUAGCUUAAUUAGCAACUAGGUUUAAAUAUCCUAAAAAUCCCACAGCAUAUCUUGAUUUAUUUUCUUUUCUAUCAAUCACUGUUAUGGCCUUCUCACAUUUCUAACCUUAAGCUUGAUUCUACUGUGAAUACUCUAGAAUGAUGUAAACAGUUAGGAAUGUAAGUGUACAUAUGGAUUGCAUACUUGCACAUCAGAGCUAUGUAUAUAAUAAAAUGUGGUCCUUUUGUGAGAAUCUCUA
Pelodiscus sinensis (Chinese soft-shelled turtle) is the source of this 4099-nucleotide messenger RNA. The record is from RefSeq and is a predicted model, not a curated record. Lineage: Eukaryota; Metazoa; Chordata; Testudines; Trionychidae.